This is a messenger RNA of Corvus hawaiiensis (hawaiian crow), 915 nucleotides long. RefSeq names its product PHD finger protein 7-like. Bases 1 to 915 code for a protein of 304 amino acids. Gene Ontology annotation, cellular component: nucleus. The record is from RefSeq and is a predicted model, not a curated record. NCBI's taxonomy places the organism in Eukaryota, Metazoa, Chordata, Aves, Passeriformes, Corvidae. The transcript has 8 exons.
AUGUCCAAUUUUCGACAAGAAAAGCGUCGUGUAGGAUUCAUGGGCUAUCGCCCUCGCGAUAUCCAACUUGCAGUCAGCCGGGCGGCUCAGAAGCACUGCUGCGUCUGUGGGGAGACUGGGGCCACCAUCAUGUGCUGUCAGGAAGACUGCGACAGAUGGUUCCACCUGCCCUGUGCCAAGGAGGGUCACUGUGUGACUGAAUACAUAACCCCAUACAGCUCCUACUGCCCUGAGCACUGCCCAGAACAGGAUGUGAGGGCGAUUCCGGAGCCAGGCACCGAAUGCCCCAUCUGCAUGGAGCCUGUGGAGGAGAGAAAGAGCUACACAACACUGGUGUGCCCAGCGUGCAAAAAGGCCUGGUUCCACAGGGACUGCAUCCAGGGACAGGCCUUGCGCGCUGGUGCAUUGUACUUCCAGUGCCCCCUCUGCAGAGACGAUGAUGAGUUUGCUGUCCAAAUGUUCCUCAUGGGGAUCCGAAUCCCCUUCAGACAGCCAACAUGGGAGGACAACGAUGCCUUUGCAGAAUUAGGAGAGAGGCACAGCUGGUGCAAUGCCAGGAAGUGCCUUUAUCCAGGAGGCAGGGAGGAGGCAGAGGAAGAGGGGCCCUGGGAACUGCUCCUGUGCUCCUCCUGUGCUGCUGAGGGCACCCACAGGCGCUGCUCUGGCCUCACAAGCAACACUCCCAGCUGGGAGUGCGACAGCUGUGCUGGUCUGGGCACAGCCCCCAGGGAUGAGCCUGAGCUCAAUGCCCCCAGGGAUGAGCCUGAGCUCAAUGCCCCCAGGGAUGAGCCGGAGCUCAAUGUCCCCAGCCUGGCCGGACAAGACCAGCAAACGCAGCAGCGUCCAACAUGCACCAAUGAGGCAGCUGCUGCAAUCUUCCUCGCUGGAGAGCAGCAGCCCCUGCACGGAGAGUGA